GUGGGUGGUGCUGCACCGAGCCGCUGUCAUGGCGGAGCUGAGCGAGGCGCUGCUUUCGGUGUUGUCGUCCAUCCGGGUGCCCAAGGCCGGCGACCGGGUCCACAAGGACGAGUGUGCCUUUUCGUUUGACACGCCGGAGUCGGAUGGGGGGUUGUAUAUCUGCAUGAACACGUUCCUGGGCUUUGGGAAGCAGUAUGUGGAGAAGCACUAUCAGAAAACAGGCCAGCGGGUCUACCUGCACCUCAAGAGGACUCGUAAGCUGAAGGAAGAGGACACCAGCUCCAGUGCUGGAGACCCCCCGAGGAAGAAACCAACCCGCUUGGCUAUCGGUGUCGAAGGUGGAUUUGACAUCACAGAAGAGAAGUUUGAAUAUGAUGAGGAUGUAAAAAUAGUCAUUUUCCCAGAGCACUUGGACAUUCCUCACGACGGGCUGGAGGGGCUGCCAGACGUGGUCAGGGACCGGAUCGCCAGCGCCGUGGAGGCCAUCCUGACGGCGGACUCGGCGUCGCGGAAGCAGGAGGUGCAGGCCUGGGACGGGGAGGUUCGCCGCGUCUCCAAGCACGCCUUCUCCUUGCAGCAGCUCCAGAACGACGUCCGCAUCCCGCCCUGUGGCUGGAAGUGCAGCAAGUGUGACAUGAAGGAGAACCUGUGGCUGAACAUGACAGACGGAGCCAUCCUCUGCGGCCGGCGCUAUUUCGAUGGCAGUGGCGGCAACAACCACGCGGUGGAGCAUUACCGGGAGACUGGCUACCCCCUGGCUGUGAAACUGGGAACCAUCACUCCUGAUGGGGCUGAUGUCUACUCCUACGACGAGGAUGACAUGGUGUUGGACCCUAACCUAGCAGAGCACCUUGCUCACUUUGGGAUUGACAUGCUGAAGAUGCAGAAGACAGACAAGACAAUGACAGAACUGGAGAUCGACAUGAACCAGCGCAUUGGGGAGUGGGAGCUCAUCCAGGAGUCCGGCGUGCAGCUCAAGCCCCUCUACGGGCCUGGCUACACUGGUAUCCGUAACCUGGGCAACAGUUGCUACCUCAACUCUGUGAUGCAGGUGCUGUUCAGUAUCCCAGACUUCCAGAGAAAGUAUGUGGACAAGCUGGAGAAGAUAUUCCAAAGUGCACCUUCGGACCCCACGCAGGACUUCAGCACCCAAGUAGCCAAACUGGGCCAUGGGCUGCUUUCUGGGGAGUAUUCAAAGCCAGCUUCUGCAGAUGGGGAUCAGCUGCCUGAUCAGAAGGGAGUGCAAAAUGGCAUCGUUCCACGCAUGUUUAAGUCCCUCAUUGGAAAGGGGCACCCAGAAUUUUCCACUAACCGACAGCAGGACGCCCAGGAAUUCUUUCUGCACUUCAUCAACAUGGUGGAGAGGAACUGCCGCAGCUCGGAGAACCCUAACGAGGUGUUCCGUUUCCUGGUGGAGGAGAAGCUGAAGUGCCUGGCCACAGAGAAGGUGAAAUACACCCAGCGUGUGGACUACAUCAUGCAGCUGCCUGUGCCCAUGGAUGCUGCCCUCAACAAAGAUGAGCUACUGGAAUAUGAGGAGAAGAAGCGGCAGGCAGAGGAGGAGAAGCAGCCACUGCCUGAGCUGGUGCGCGCCAAGGUGCCUUUCAGCUCCUGCCUAGAGGCCUAUGGAGCUCCAGAGCAGGUGGAUGAUUUCUGGAGCACAGCCUUGCAGGCCAAGUCUGUGGCUCUCAAAACAACACGGUUCGCCUCGUUCCCAGAUUAUCUUGUGAUCCAGAUCAAGAAGUUCACCUUCGGCCUGGACUGGGUGCCCAAAAAGCUUGAUGUCUCCAUCGAGAUGCCAGAGGAGUUGGAUAUCUCUGCGCUGCAGGGCACGGGGCUGCAGGAUGGGGAAGAGGAGAUGCCAGACAUCGCCCCUCCGCUGGUGACACCAGACGAGCCCAAAGGUAGCCUGGGGUUCUAUGGCAACGAGGACGACGACUCCUUCUGCUCCCCUCACUUCUCCUCUCCGACAUCACCCAUGCUGGAUGAGUCAGUGAUUAUCCAGCUGGUGGAGAUGGGUUUUCCCAUGGACGCCUGCCGCAAAGCCGUGUACUACACAGGGAACAGUGGGGUUGAGGCUGCCAUGAACUGGGUCAUGUCACAUAUGGAUGAUCCAGACUUUGCUAACCCAUUAGUUCUGCCUGGAUCCAGUGGACCAGGGUCAACUAUUGCCUGCCCAGACCCUCCUUCAGAAGACAGUGUGGCCACCAUUGUCUCCAUGGGCUUCUCCCGGGACCAGGCUAUGAAAGCACUUAGAGCCACGAACAACAGUCUGGAGCGUGCUGUGGAUUGGAUCUUCAGUCACAUUGAUGACCUCGAUGCAGAAGCUGCCAUGGAUACCUCAGAGGGGCGCUCGGCAGCAGAGUCCAUCUCGGAGUCUGUCCCUGUUGGUCCUAAAGUGCGUGACGGGCCUGGAAAAUAUCAGCUGUUUGCCUUCAUCAGCCACAUGGGCACUUCAACUAUGUGUGGACACUAUGUUUGUCACAUCAAGAAAGAUGGCAGGUGGGUGAUCUACAAUGACCAGAAAGUCUGUGCUUCUGAGAAGCCCCCCAAGGACCUGGGCUACAUCUACUUCUAUCAGCGGAUUCCCAGCUAGAACAGCCUCUUGCUGUGUGUAGUGGGGGGAGAGAGCAGGCUCAAGGCAUGGUGGGGAAAGGGGUAUGGACAGUGAGGACGAGAGCAGUGAGGAUGAGAGCAGCUGCCUUCACUCCCCUGCUCCUCUUUCUCCACUCCUCCGUUCUUGGCCUCUCUACAAAGACACAGGAGAAGACCAGAGUUUUCUGACUGAGAAACUGGGGGCUGGAGGCCCCGUGGACAUGAGCAAAAGGGAUUUGGGGGGUGGGAGGGAAUGGGAAUAUCUGUUUCGAUAGAGUGACCUCGCUGUCCCCACCCCCGUGUGACACAGCCCUUGUGCUUUGCUGCUUGCUGGGAUGAUGCUGCCACCUCCUUGCUGUCUGGACGAGGAGGAGGGGGUUUGGGUGUCUGUGCGGCUUGGGUGGGGGGAUCCAGCCUGGAAGGCACGGACCGUGCGCAGCAAGGUGGGCCACGAGCAGCAUCCCCCCACCCAUCCUCCCCUUUACAUGCCAAAAUACACGAGGAACAAAAUAAAGGUCAAAAUA
Molecule: messenger RNA, 3119 nt
Organism: Dryobates pubescens (Downy woodpecker)
Lineage: Eukaryota; Metazoa; Chordata; Aves; Piciformes; Picidae
Gene: USP5
Product: ubiquitin specific peptidase 5
Exons: 20
Coding region: 29-2596 (855 amino acids)
Biological process (GO): protein deubiquitination
Molecular function (GO): cysteine-type deubiquitinase activity; protein binding; zinc ion binding
Source: RefSeq, a predicted model, not a curated record